AUGAUUCCGGCUGCUGGAACCAGGCUGGCGAUUGUGACUGUGUUACUAGCACUGCAAACGCUCAUCCUCGUACUUGAACUUCUCAUUUUCAACUCCACCGUUAAAGCGCGGAGGUGGUACACGCCUAUACGACAAUGGUUCGGUCCCAUCGGCAUAGCCUUGCUAGCAGUGGUCUUGGUCCCCGUAACAUUCGCACACCCGACUGCGUCUAUCGAGAAGGCAGGUACGCAGUGCAGCAUCGAUGUGGACGCUGAUAUCGCUGGCGAAGGGGUCCGUAUCGCGGCAUUCGCGCAGGUGUGUGUACUGAUUCUCGUGUCGCUGCUGGGUAGCUUCCACCCCAAGGCGACCGGGUCGAAAGAAGUCGGUGCCGGGCUAGCCUUGACCAGCGUGUCGCUGGCUAUAGCAUUAAUGGUCCGUAUGAGACGCGGCACUUUGACCCCCGUGGAUGCCGCAGUCAGCGCGAUGAUUCUUGAUGGACAGAGCAUGGCCCAAUCGAUUCAACUCGCGGCGAAAGAGACUCUUACAUCACGCUGGCAGGUGGGCAUCGCUGUGUCGGCGCAAUUCAUUGGACUUGGGACCAUAUCCGCCAUCGUCGCCGGGCUCAAUGAUAGGUCUUAUGCGUCAAACAACUGCAGUUGUCUGACGGUCUUCUGGUGGGGUUGGCUUGGUAACUGCCAGCCUACUCAAUCACCGCUUGAGCCUGUCGUAUUCUGGACGUACAUUGCGUGUCGAUUUGUGUGCGUUAUUCAGAUGUCAAUGCAUGCUAUUUUGAACACGGUGUCGUUCGACCGUGCUGAGAAAGACACCCGCGACACAGGAGAUGUACGAAAGAAGCUCGGCGGAACGCUCCUCAAUAUCACAUAUCCGCAUUUCACCAAGCGUGGUAGCGCCCGCUACGGCGAGUAUCCCGCAACAGUGACGUUUAUGUAUGUCUUUUAUGGCGUUCUUGCGCUAACAUCACUGAUUACUGCCGAGACUACCAUUCGUGACCAUCAACUGCACCCUUCUUCCGGCAUCGAUUCGACCGGCCAAGUCAUUGCUCUGGUCAUUGCCGCUAUUACCGUCCUUCGCGCUGGCUGGUUGUUCGUCUUCAUGUUUUGGCACGAUGACUCGGGGAUGCGCGGUUUGACAAAUCCCUUUAAGCUGCAGCAGUCUAGGUUUUCCAGCGCUCCGGUUUAUAUUCAUACUUCCGACUAUACUCGUUCACCAGGUUCCAUACCUCUAGGGAGCUUGCUUAUGGAUCCAUUCGACUUGAACUCCAAGUAUGACAACCAUAUCCCUGUAUCACCAGAGGAUCAAAACACAAUUGGGACACCUAACUGGUCUGUGGGAAAGCACCAUGGUCGCCGCCGGGAUUGUCAAUUCGCCUCAAGCGUUUAUUCUGCAUUCUCCAACCAAUCAGAGACUGCGCAAGCUGAACUCAUGGAAGUUUCAACAUUUAUUCCCUCAGCAGACUACUUAAGUCAAUGUGCCGCACAACCGGAAAUACGAAAUGACUUCGGGGCUGGCACGAUGUCCGUCACAGUUUACGUGGUCGUUGGCCUAAUGAUCGCUACCGGGCUAAAGGUUAGCAAGACGAAAUCAAAAGGCACCUCAGUUGAGAUGUCGGCACCUGGAUCAGCCUCAGCGGGUUUUUCGCGGCAGCACGACGAGGAAUCGAAUCAUUCACCAGAGGGGACCGUAAUAUAUGCUUACAGUGUUCAAGAAGUCACGUUGCGGGGCGACCGAAAUGCAAAUCCAAACGAACCAGACGAACCAGACAAAGUGGGACAAAGUGGACGGACGAAGGUCUGA
Molecule: messenger RNA, 1794 nt
Organism: Fonsecaea nubica
Lineage: Eukaryota; Fungi; Ascomycota; Eurotiomycetes; Chaetothyriales; Herpotrichiellaceae
Exons: 1
Coding region: 1-1794 (597 amino acids)
Source: RefSeq, a predicted model, not a curated record